Pichia membranifaciens NRRL Y-2026 is the source of this 2793-nucleotide messenger RNA. RefSeq lists its product as hypothetical. Lineage: Eukaryota; Fungi; Ascomycota; Pichiomycetes; Pichiales; Pichiaceae. The transcript has a single exon. Gene Ontology annotation, biological process: nuclear-transcribed mRNA catabolic process, nonsense-mediated decay. Gene Ontology annotation, cellular component: cytoplasm. The record is from RefSeq and is a predicted model, not a curated record. Bases 1 to 2793 code for a protein of 930 amino acids. Gene Ontology annotation, molecular function: RNA helicase activity; RNA binding; ATP binding.
AUGGCAGAGAACAAUGGAGACAAUUUGGAAUUGGAAAGACCAUAUUACGCAUGCUCAUAUUGUGGAAUCUCUAAUGCAUCCUGUGCUGUCAAAUGCGAGAUAUGCAAUAAAUGGUUUUGCAAUGGGAAGCUAGGCAACCGAGGAUCACACAUCAUCACCCAUUUGGUUCUUUCAAAACAUAAUUCGGUGUCGUUGCAUCCCGACGGAGAUUUGGGUGACUCCACACUCGAAUGUUACAAUUGUGGAAACAAGAAUAUCUUUGUUCUAGGAUUUGUUUCUGCAAAGCAAGAAAACGUUGUUGUCAUUCUUUGUCGUCUGCCUUGUGCACAGCAGAAAGACUCGAACUGGGAUACAACGGAGUGGCAGUCCUUGAUCGAAGAUCGUCAGCUUUUGUCCUGGGUUGCACAUUACCCUACAGACGAAGAUCUAAUCAAUGCGUCAUCCAUUACGUAUGACCAAAUAAUCAAACUUGAAAUGAAAUGGAGACUCGAUAAGAAUGCUACUAUCGACGAUUUAGAAGAAGAAAAAGAGGUUGAAAUAGCUCCAAUCUUGAUGCGCUAUACCGAUCCUUACCAAUACCAGAGGUCCUUCGCCCCUUUGGUGAAGAUAGAAGCUGAUUAUGACAAGGCGAUGAAAGAAAGCAGAGGCUUGAAUUAUAUAUCGGUUGAAUGGUCCUUAUCGUUGAACAACAAACAUUUAGCGUCCUUUUAUUUUUCAACCUCUGACUCUGCCGAUCUGAAAGUUGCGGUCGGUGAUGAAAUGAUUUUGAGAUAUGACGGCCCAGAGAUGGACUCUCCCUGGGAAGGUUCAGGUUAUAUUAUCAGACUACCAGAUGCACGCCAAGAAGAAUACACCUUGGAAAUGAUUCAUUCUACAAAGCAGCAGAAGCCACCAAUUCACAUUACCAACAGGUUUACUGCGGAGUUUGUUUGGAAGGGCACAUCGUAUGAAAGAAUGCAGGAUGCAAUGAAAGUAUUUGCUCUUGAUUCCAAGUCUAUAUCUGAAUACCUUUGUUUCAAGCUGCUGGGACAAGAUGUUCCUGAUGUUUUCUUUGAAGUGAAUUUACCAGAUGAUUUGUCGAUACCGAAGAUGCCAAGUUUGAAUGCUUCUCAACUCUAUGCCGUCGAAACUGCCUUGAAAUCUCCACUUACCUUAAUUCAAGGUCCUCCGGGAACCGGUAAAACUGUUACUUCAGCAACAAUCGUCUACCACUUGAGCCAUAUGUAUAAGAAAGAAAAGAUUUUAGUGUGUGCUCCGUCAAACGUCGCUGUUGACCAUUUAACUGAAAAGUUGACUAAAAUGGGUAUCAGGGUUGUGAGAUUGGUUGCCAAAAGUAGAGAAGAUGUCGACUCCAGUAUCACAAAGUUCUGUUUGCACGAAUUGGUCAAGAAGAAGGCAAAGGGUGAGUUUAAGAAGUUGAUAAAGUUAAAGGAAGAGUUGGGUGAAUUGUCUUCAUCAGACAACAACACUUACUUUUCGUACUUGAGAAGGUAUGAGCGUGAAAUUCUCAAUGCCUGUGAUGUUGUUUGCUGCACCUGUGUUGGUGCUAAAGAUAAAAGAUUGGAUAAACACAAGUUUCGAACUGUUUUGAUUGACGAAUCUACCCAGGCUGCCGAGCCAGAGAGUUUGAUUCCAAUUGUCAAAGGUUGCAAGCAGCUCAUCCUAGUCGGUGAUCACCAGCAGUUGGGACCGGUCAUUCUCAACAAAAAGGCUAGUGAGGCAGGCUUGAGACAAUCGUUGUUUGAAAGACUGAUUGUGUUGGGUCAUACGCCGAUCAGAUUAGAGGUCCAGUAUCGUAUGCACCCGUGCUUAAGUGAGUUUCCAAGUAACAUGUUCUAUGAUGGUAGUUUGCAGAACGGUAUUACGAACGAAGAUCGACAAGUCUUCAACUCUUCAUUCCCCUGGCCCAUCAGGGAUACCCCAAUGAUGUUCUGGGCUGUCUACGGACGGGAAGAAAUCUCAGUCAGCGGUACCUCCUACUUGAAUAGGGUGGAGGCCAUGAAUGUCGAAAGAAUUGUCACCAGGUUGUUUAAAGACGGCGUCAAGCCUUCGCAGAUUGGAGUCAUUACACCCUACGAGGGUCAAAGAAACUACAUCCUACAGUACAUGCAAAUGAACUCCGCAUCAACCAACAAGGACAUGUACGCUGAUAUUGAGGUUGUUUCUGUCGAUGCGUUCCAAGGUCGUGAAAAGGACUACAUCAUCCUUUCGUGUGUCAGAGCAAACUCGCAGCAGCUGAUUGGUUUCUUGCGUGACCCACGUCGUUUGAACGUUGCAUUGACCCGUGCAAAGUAUGGGUUAAUGAUAUUGGGUAACCCCAAGGCAUUGAACAGAGAUAAGUUGUGGAACCAUUUACUUACCUUUUAUCGGGGUAAAGGUUGUUUAGUUGAGGGCCAGAUCGACAAUCUACAGCUUUCAUCUAUACAGUUGACCAGAUUCCAGCCGAAGAACAACGAGUUCAUUAAUUCAAAACCCACGAGAUCGACUACAUCCUUUGAUGCAACAUCUCUUGUCUCCUACGAGGGCUCGACCUUUGGCACCAGAAGAAAGAAUCCACUUCUCGAUGACUCCAAAUGGCCAGCAUUGGAGGCUAGUGGCGGAACUUCUAGAAACGUCCACGUACACGGCGACGACACAGAUACCAUUGUCUCCUAUUCCGAGACUUCCGAGCCACACAAUUUCCGUCAUGGAAAUAGUAACCCCACAGGGAGAACCGAUGAGUACGACGACGACGAGGUAGCAAAUAACAUCAAGAAAUUAACAGCGCAGUUUGGAGGUGAGCUAGUGUUUUAA